AUGAUUUUGGGAUAUUGGUUGCUGACAUCAUUCAUUGUUCCAGAUUAUGAUAUCCACUCAAAAUUCACGAUCUUUUUAUUUUGUUUAACCUUUAGUUUGAGUACUAUGGCAUUGGGGAUGUUCAUUUUUGAGAUCUUCAAGAUUGGACAAUCAUAAACUCGACCAAAAUUAUGGUCAUUCACUUUAUUUAGCGACGUUUUAUUAUUGCUUUACAUAUUGCCUUCUUUAUCAUUGAUUUUCAUAUUCCAUAGUAUUCAAUCUAUUCCUAAAGGCAUUGCUGGAUUUCUAUCUAUAAUUCUUAUAAUUUUGUAUUUAGUGUAGAAGUUCCAUCCCACUAAUAUAGAUUUUAAGCUGGCUUCCCAAAUAGAUUUCAUCACCAACAUAGGAACAUAUAUGAUAGGAAUUCUGUCAGGAUUCGGUGCAGUGUAUUGUCCUUGGGCAUAUUUCCAGAUGAUUAUUAACAAGGUGAAAUAAGGCAAAAAGGCGAUUGUAAGCAACAUCUAUUUCAUUCUUGCGGAAAUCGAAAAGUCAGUGGUGAAAUUGGUUUUGAUCAAUGAGCAAUAUAGACAUAAACUGAUUGGGGAGGAGAAGCCAACUUUCUUUUGGGCCAGAAUAACGAGUUGGUUUAAAAAGACACCUACAGAAUCACAGUAAAGAAAAGAUUUGAAGGAAGAACUACGUUAAUUGAAGGCCAUUCACAGUUAAUUGUAUGAUCAUUUCAAAGACUACAUCGAUGAAGAGACCAGGUACUAUCAAUCAAAAUCUUUUUAUGGCAAAUUCCUUAAGAGAUUGGCAUGGAUUGUAUUGAUUUAUUGUAUUUACAAAAUGAUAAUGAGUACAAUCAAUGCAAUUUGGGGAAGGAAGAAGUCAAUAGAUCCAAUCAGUAGGAUUUUAAAAGUUAUCUUGCCAUUUUUUGGAUUUGAAUUGGAUCAAAUCACUUAUGAGACUCUUGCUAUGUAUGGGACAUUCAUUUUUAUGGGUUACUUGAUGUUCAGCAAUGUUAGAUCAUUCUCCUUGAACUUAGUUAACAUCUUCAAUACUUUUAUGGGCAUGGCAGUUCUACAGAAAUUACCUUAUGAAAUUAUGGUGCUAUUUAUUGCAGAGGUGUUUGGAGUGUAUCUUUUAUCAACAGUUAUUUUAUUGCAAACAAGCUUACCAGAUAGCUUCAUAUCUAAUCUGAAAGAAUAUUCUUAAGGUAUUGAAAUAUUAAGCCACUAUGAAAAAAUUGAUAAAUUAUUUUUAUUAAGUGGUUUUAUAAGUACAUUAAUAAUAUAUGCAAAUUAUCAUAGAAGAAAAUCGAAAUUAGAAAACUUUGAGAAAUCAGAUUUGAAAUUACGGGAUUGA
Messenger RNA from Paramecium tetraurelia, 1344 nucleotides. RefSeq lists its product as uncharacterized. The transcript has 4 exons. The record is from RefSeq and is a predicted model, not a curated record. Gene Ontology annotation, cellular component: membrane. Lineage: Eukaryota; Ciliophora; Oligohymenophorea; Peniculida; Parameciidae.